Messenger RNA from Vanessa atalanta (red admiral), 2672 nucleotides. RefSeq names its product organic cation/carnitine transporter 7-like. Gene Ontology annotation, molecular function: transmembrane transporter activity. Gene Ontology annotation, biological process: transmembrane transport. Bases 155 to 1732 code for a protein of 525 amino acids. The transcript is spliced from 11 exons. The record is from RefSeq and is a predicted model, not a curated record. Lineage: Eukaryota; Metazoa; Arthropoda; Insecta; Lepidoptera; Nymphalidae.
UUGCGCUACGGAGAGAUUUUUUAUUGUUUGAUAUAUACCGGACAUAUAUAUAUUUUAAAAGGAGAUCUUGUUGAAAAUUAAAAAAAAAUCUAAUAAGUGAUACUUAAUAUCGUCGUUAAGUUCGAUUGUAUGGAAUAUUUGUAAGACAGUUAAUAUGGCAGUGAGCGGGAAAAUGGAAAAAGGCGCCAAAAAUGAACCUUCCAUAGCAACACUGGACGAGGCUAUGUUACUUACUGGGUUUGGUAUUUACAACAUCGCUCAUAUGCUUCUGAGUGGAUUGAUUCUUUUGGGCGUGAUCAUGCAAAGCUUAGCCAUGAGCUACGUGAUGCCGGCUGCACAGUGUGACUUGAAUCUCAGUCUACAGCAGAGAGGAUGGAUUUCUGCUAUUCCUUUCUUAGCUAUUAUCCUCACGUCGUACUUCUGGGGCUGGCUGGCCGACACCCGCGGGCGUCGGCUAGUAAUGCUCAUCUCUAUGAUCAUCUCCACUGUCUUCAGUGGUCUCGCCAGCUUCGCGCCUGAGGUUAUCUCCUUCGCUGUGCUAUCGUUCAUAUCAUCUAUAUUUAUGUCGGGCUCUUCGGCUGUGGUGUACACGUACCUAGGCGAAUUCACAAAUAUACGUCACAGGGACAAGAUCGUCACGUUUGGUUCGGCGUUUGUCGGCAUCGGGACUGUUAUAAUACCAGCCAUAGCCUGGGUAAUACUUCCCUUGGAGUUUUCCUAUCCGCUGCCACUUCUGAAUAUUGCGUACCGGCCGUGGAGGCUGCUGGUCGUGGCCUGCGUGCUGCCUUUCGUCAUCGGCACCUUGUUGCUGAUAUUCAUAGCGCCUGAGAGCCCUAAGUUUCUCAGCUCUUCGGGAAAAUCUGAGGAGUGUUUGGUCGUCCUGAGGAAAAUGUACUCAAUCAAUAGGAGAAUGCCUGAAGAUACCUACCCCGUAAAAACUUUAAUAUCCGAGGGUAGCAACACGAAACAGGAAGAGAAGUCAGGUAUAUCUGCAAUUCUAUCUUCCAUGAAGGAGCAGACCGUGCCGUUGUUCAAGCCGCCGUUCCUGCCGUGGACUUGCCUCACUUGCUUUGUACAAUUUGGAAUAUUUGCAACCACCAACGGGUUCUACGUGUGGUUCCCGACGAUCCUGAACUCGCUGGUGAACCACGAGGGCGCGCAGACGCGCAUCUGCGACGUGCUGGACGCCGCGCGCGCGCCGCGCAACGACACGCCCGUGGAAUGCGACGAUACUAUAAAUACGGCUACCUUCGAGAUGUCGGUGUACGUGGGGCUGGUGUUCUGCUCUAUGUACAUCAUCGUCGGCUUUCUGGUGGACUUUUUGGGGAAAAAAGCCAUCCUAGUGGUACUCUUGGCUGGCACCGGCAUGUGCGGAGUGGGAGCUCCCAACGUCUACCACCAGCAGAUCGCUGUCGUACUGUUCGCAAUCUUCCAGAUGUGCGGAGCUUGUAUUGGACUCAUGAACGCUGUUACCGUGGAACUAUUUCCUACUAAAUUCAGAGCGAUGGCGGUGUGUCUGUCCAUGAUGAUGGGUCGCGUCGGCUCCAUGGUGGGCACCAACCUCAUCGGACUGUUCCUGGAGACCAAUUGUGGCGUCAGCUUCUACCUCUUCGCAGGAGUUAUCAUGGUGUGCGCGUUGUUCUGCUUGACCCUGCCGGGUAAAAACAAAGGACCAAUUCAGACCAAACCUAAGUUAGAAGCAACUCAAAACGAAACUCAAGCGCCCGCAUGAAGCCGAAAAUGAAGUUCCUAUUUUGAAGUCGAAUCAAUGUUUUGAAAUUUUGAACAUCCUGUACAGAGGCUGUGUUUCAAUAAUAAUUUACUUUAUUUUAAGAAACUUGUGUACGUAUUAUAGAAGACAUUUUAUGCGUUACUAAUAAAAAUGUAAAUUUAGUUCAGUAAAGACAAAGUUACAGUCGAAGAAUACAAAAAACAUAAACUGCCAUUUGCCUGAGCCAUAUGAUGGUGAGUGGUCACCGCUAACCUUAAUUAGUACUGUGAGAAACGCAACAAUACAAAUUAUAACUAACUGGUGGUAGAAUGAGUGACCGCCAAGUUUAUAUGUUUAAUAUUUAGUUGAAUUUUGCAAUAUUAACAAUUUAAAAAACUUUUAUGAGUACUUGUUUAUGGCUGUUGGUCUAAAACAAGACUAGUUAUUCUAAUAGCUAAUGUAAGCGGCUUUAUAUCCUGAGGUCUUGGUUUCCAAUUACAUAAAGACUUUUUGCCCCUUAUCCCUGUCCGGCCGUGUCGGAUUGCGGUCCUAUGGGUGUUGAAGAGUGUGGUAAUAGAGAUUGUCUAUGGUUGGAUUUGUACUAAGCAUUAUAAAAUAUGCAUUUAUUUAAAGACGAUUUUAAUCAAAUGUUCCGAUCAUCGAUGUUGAAUUUGAAAAAAAAAAUGCGGCUUCUUUUUUCAAAAUGGCUGCCAACACAUCGGUUAAAUAACGUCGUAUUUUUGAAUUUAGAACACCAAUGACUUCUACAAAAGAUUGAGGCAAUAUUUGUAAGCUGAUUUGAAAUAUGUAGUUUUAAAAAUUAUUUUGCAUUUAUAUUUUUUGUUAUUUAUCACCAAUCAGAUGCAAUAUUCACAUCUUUCAUUCGUAUAUUGAAUUUGUUUCUCGAACGGAAAACACUUUAACGAUUAGCACUAUUAUUUUCUAUUCAUAUUAUUUUUAA